Ilyonectria robusta is the source of this 2036-nucleotide messenger RNA. RefSeq names its product chaperonin Cpn60/TCP-1 family. The transcript has 3 exons. The coding region runs from base 140 to 1837 and encodes 565 amino acids. Gene Ontology annotation, molecular function: ATP-dependent protein folding chaperone; ATP hydrolysis activity; ATP binding. Lineage: Eukaryota; Fungi; Ascomycota; Sordariomycetes; Hypocreales; Nectriaceae. The record is from RefSeq and is a predicted model, not a curated record. Gene Ontology annotation, cellular component: chaperonin-containing T-complex. Gene Ontology annotation, biological process: protein folding.
AGGGGCACGCCCACACCUGCACAGGAGCUUCACAGCUUCUAGAGCCAGGCAGAAUUUCCUGACGCUUCGCUAUCCCGCUCCACCUCUCCAACGUUGACGAAGCCGCCAUCCCCCGUCAACGCCCCGAAUAGCUGCAGCCAUGGCCUCCAUGUUCGAGCAGCCCCGAAACGGCACCCUUUUCCUGGGUGGCCAGAAGAUCUCUGGCUCAGAUAUCCGCGACCAAAAUGUCAUGGCUACCCAAGCGAUCGCAAACGUCGUCAAGAGUUCCUUUGGUCCCAGCGGCCUCGACAAGAUGAUGGUGGACGAUAUUGGUGAUGUCACCGUCACCAACGAUGGUGCUACCAUCCUCAGCCUUCUCGAUGUCGAGCACCCCGCCGGCAAGAUUCUCGUCGACCUGGCCCACCAGCAGGAUAAGGAGGUCGGUGACGGUACCACCUCCGUCGUCCUGAUCGCCGCUGAGCUGUUGCGACGAGGCAACGAGUUGAUGAGGAACCGGAUACACCCCACCACCAUCAUUACUGGCUACCGACUUGCCCUCCGAGAAGCCGUCAAGUACCUCAACGAGAACGUUAGCAUCAAGGUGGAAAACCUCGGCCGAGAAUCCCUCAUCAACAUCGCCAAGACCUCCAUGUCUAGCAAGAUCAUUGGCGCUGACUCUGAAUUCUUCUCCAACAUGGUCGUUGAUGCCAUGCACGCUGUCAAGUCUACCAACAACCGCAACGAGGUGAAAUACCCUGUCAAGGCCGUCAACAUCCUCAAGGCCCACGGAAAGAGUGUUCUGGAGUCCGUCCUGGUCAAGGGCUAUGCUUUGAAUUGCACUGUCGCCUCCCAGGCGAUGCCUACUCGGAUCCAGGAUGCCAAGAUCGCUGUUCUGGAUAUGAACCUGAUGAAGGAGCGCAUGAAGCUGGGUGUUCAGAUCCUCGUCGACGAUCCUCAACAGCUCGAGCAGAUCCGAGCGCGUGAGUCUGGCAUGGUCCAAGACCGGGUGGAGAUGAUCCUCAAGGCUGGUGCCAACGUUGUCCUUACCACUAAGGGUAUCGAUGACCUGGUGCUGAAGAUGUUUGUCGAGAAGGGUGCUAUGGCUGUCAGGAGAUGUAAGAAGGAGGAUCUACGACGAAUUGCCCGGGCGACCGGUGCUACUUUGCUGAGCACCUUGUCCGACCUCAACGGUGACGAGAAGUUCGACCCCUCGUACCUGGGUUAUGCCGAGGAGGUUGUCCAGGAGCGUAUUUCUGACGAUGAGUGCAUUCUCGUCAAGGGAACCAAGGCCUUCUCCUCCGCCUCCUGCAUCCUCCGUGGCCCCAACGACUACACUCUCGAUGAGAUGGAGCGUUCGGUGCACGAUUCGCUCUGCGCGGUCAAGCGAACCCUGGAGAGUGGCAGCAUCGUCCCCGGUGGCGGUGCUGUGGAGACUGCCCUUCACAUCUACCUCGAGGAGUUUGCCGGCACUGUCGGAUCCCGAGAGCAGCUUGCCAUUGGCGAGUUCGCCCAGUCGCUCCUCGUCAUUCCCAAGACUCUGGCUGUCAACGCCGCCAAGGACUCCGCAGAGCUUGUUGCCCAGCUGCGAUCAAGGCACGCACUGUCGCAACGCAUCCAGGAGGGUGACGCAAGUGAAGACGAGAAGACCAUUGCCAAGAAGAAGGGCUACAAGAACUACGGUCUGGAUCUCACUCGCGGCAGGGUUGUCGACGAGGUGAAGAUUGGUGUGCUAGAGCCCAGCAUGAGCAAGAUCCGACAGCUCAAGAGUGCCGUCGAGGCUUGCAUCAGCAUCAUGCGUAUUGAUACCCUGAUCAAGUUGGAUCCCGAGGUGCAGCAGGACGACGGACACGGCCACUGAUGAAAUAUAAUGAAAUGGGACAGUCAGGUAUAGAAUUUAAAAAGCUGGCAACCUGUCUGUGCAUCUCUGCAUUGUCUCUUCUCUCAUGUACCCCGGCGUGAUGUUCCUAGGCAUGACUGCACAUAUAAUGCCACCGCACACAAGCACUCGGCCUUUAGCUGAGAUAAUGAGAACCAACAUUCAUUGCAACUAGACUAAU